CUGGCACCUGCUACCUAAACCGAGAUGUCAUAUAACUCGAUUAAGCACGGGACAAGAAAUAAAAUCAAACACAGCCGUAAUGCAACACAGUCCAUUUUAAAACAAAUUUAAAUUAUUUCACAGUUUCAGAUUGUGAGCAAUGGAUUCCUAUUUGAUGAUGUUGUAUGUAUCCCUGGACCAGGAAAGGGCAAUGAGGAAAUUGUUCUCUGACAAUGGUUGGAAGUAUUACAAACCAGAUUUGCUGCAGCUAACUGAUGAGCUAGGCGGUGUUAUUGCCAGUAAUAUGUAUGCAGAAACAAAUAGUGACAAGAUAAGAGGAUUUACCUCCCCUUCAAAGUCUGGCCAAACCAAUAUUACCUCCCCUUCAAGACCUGCUACGAGAUCUCAGAAGUCGAGCAAAAAUACAUCAUUGGUUAAAAAUGCAACAAAUAAGAGAAAAAUAAGAAGUCCUGGGAAAAAGACAGACUCAAGUGGUGUUCAAGAAGUCACUGUUAUAAAAGAAGAGUCUGUAGAAGUUGUUGACGAUGAUGAUUUGAAUGACUACAUGGAGCAUGGUGAUGAAGAUGAUGACUAUAUUGAUGAUGAUGAAAAAGAUGUGAAGAGGAAAGUCCGCAGACUUACAAAAACUUCUGAAACAGAUCACAGUACUGUGGAGAAAGAGGAUGUUACAUCCAAACUUGACGGAACAGAAGAUACAGAUCCUGAAGAUUCAACAAUGGUCUUUGAUGACGGUGAGAUCAGUACAGAUGAUGAGGGUAAUGAAUCAAACACAGACGCUUUGUUUAACUUUGACCCUCUGCCAGGUGAAAGUCAGGAAUCAGCAAUAAAAGUUGUCAAUGCGGCAAAAAUAACAGGGAAAAAAAUAAGAAAAUCCAAGCAGAAUAGAAAUGUAAAUCCUGUCCAGUAUCAAUGUGGUAUGUGCAAAGCUAAAUACCUUGACAAGAAAGAACUUAAUAAACAUUUAACAGACAAGGUUUGCCAGAUAGAUGAAGGAGAAAAAGUUGCUGAAGAAUCUGAAGUUAGGGUUGAACAAGUCAUUGAUAAUAUUAUCCUUGAAGAAACAGAGAAAACUACUCAGUUUCCUGAUGUAGUAAGUAAUGAAAAUCAUUCCGGUGAUACAAAUGGAGACAAAUGCAAAAGUGAGUCUAAAGAAGACUUUGCGGACAAUGAGAACAAAAGCCAAAAGAAUUUUUACAAAUGUGACAAGUGUGAUCUAGCAUACAAGACAACAUACAAUUUAAAAACUCAUCAAGUGAUGAAACAUAGAAUGACAUUUGAUGAAUCCUUUGAAUGCGAUGUAUGUCAUCUUUCUUAUGGAAGUGAACACAUUCUGAAUCUGCAUAAGAAAGAUAAGCAUACAUCAUGUGGAGAUCUCGCUGAUAGAGUUCAGUGUGAAGAAUGCAACAUGUGGUGUAAUGAUUUUAAGUCUUACGAAACACACAAAAAGAGAGAACACAAUAUAAUAGUAUGUAUGGAGGUGAAUCGCAACCAUAUUUGCGCUACCUGCGGGAAAGGCUUUACACGCCGUGACUCAUUGAAAAGCCAUUGUGAUAUCAUACAUUUACGGACAAAACAGCGGAAACGAAAGCCUAAGCCAACUGAAAGAAAAUACGUUUGUGAUUUCUGCGGAAAAUCUUUUCUGAGACGGAACAAUUUGAGUGAACAUAUUGGGGUGAAGCAUAAAAAUACUGCGAAAAAGUAUAAGUGUGAAGACUGUGGGGAGACUUUCCUUAGACCAUAUUCAUUAGAAUACCACACAAAUAAAGUACAUCUGCACAAAAAGCCAUAUGAAUGUGAUAAAUGCCACAAAACUUACUUCUCGCCGAUAAAUUUGCGUCAGCAUCGAGAAAAUUGUUACAAAGAAGAAGAAGAAAAAGAAUUAUGCCCGUACUGUGACAAACGAUUCGUCCAUAAGAGAAAUCUAAGUAUGCAUAUAGAAGCUAUACACUCUCAAUCACCUUUGACCUGUGAGUGUGGCUAUGUUAUAAAAUGGAGGUCGUCAAUUGCUAAACAUAGACGUAAGUGCAGCCUGUAUAAAUCAGCAGAAGAGAAUGAACAAAAUGUGAAAACUGUUCCAAAAACUGGUGAAAAAGACAUUGUAAAGGAAGAAAAUACUGCAAAAAUAGGGACAGAUGUAACGCAACCAGGUGAUUCUGCAGAAGAAUUUUUAAAUGCAGGAAGUAGUGCUGAAACAGGCUUUACGACCAUUUCCACUGAUGCAGGAAUGCAGGUGAUAAGUAAUGAGAUAGCACAGGCUCUACGGGAUCAAGGUUUGCUAGUAGACGGAACUGUUGCAGGUACAUUAAAAAUGGAGGAUGGAAGGACGGUUGUAGAGGAAGACCCGUCAGUUCAAAGUGUUUACUAUGUUAUCAUGAAAGAAUAAAGUUUAUGAGUGAGAAUGCCCAAAAUAGUCCAUUGGAACAAGUAUCUGUAGGAUCAAAGGUAAUAAAAGCUGGAUACCGGAGCAUGUUUGCUACUGCGGACACAUCAAGCGAGUCAAGUAAUACUGCAACAUCAAAAUG
Molecule: messenger RNA, 2522 nt
Organism: Mercenaria mercenaria
Lineage: Eukaryota; Metazoa; Mollusca; Bivalvia; Venerida; Veneridae
Product: zinc finger and SCAN domain-containing protein 22-like
Exons: 7
Coding region: 140-2383 (747 amino acids)
Biological process (GO): regulation of transcription by RNA polymerase II
Molecular function (GO): DNA-binding transcription factor activity, RNA polymerase II-specific; RNA polymerase II cis-regulatory region sequence-specific DNA binding
Source: RefSeq, a predicted model, not a curated record